Messenger RNA from Cydia amplana, 1443 nucleotides. Its product is annotated as protein ST7 homolog. The record is from RefSeq and is a predicted model, not a curated record. The coding region runs from base 94 to 1443 and encodes 449 amino acids. The transcript is spliced from 6 exons. NCBI's taxonomy places the organism in Eukaryota, Metazoa, Arthropoda, Insecta, Lepidoptera, Tortricidae.
AAGUUGCUAGUGUCAAGUUGAUAUAUCAGCGGGUGAUAGUUGCCCAAGUGCCGCGGGUGUUUCGUUGACCGACGGAGUCUGUGCUGCAUCAAGAUGUGGGACUCGUCGACGUUUCUGUCGGCGCUGACGCCGAAGUUCUACGUGGCGCUGACGGGCACGUCGUCGCUGAUCUCGGGGCUGAUCCUGAUCUUCGAGUGGUGGUACUACCGCAAGUACGGCGCGUCGUUCAUUGAGCAAGUGUCUCUGGCGCACCUGGGGCCGUGGUUCGCGGCCGAAGAGCCGCCCGGCGCGCCGCCGCCCAUGCCGCAGGAGUGCAAGGUGUGGCGCAACCCCAUGGCAUUGCUCCGCGGCGCGGAGUACGCGCGCCUGUGGGCGGCCGCGCGGCGCGCCCCGCUCACCUACUACGACAUGAACCUGUCCGCCCAGGAGCAUCAAGCUUGGUUUGGUGUGGCCGGGGCUGACUCGCCCUGCGAGGCGGCGCUAGCGCUGGCGUGGCGCGAGCGCGAGCCCUCGGCGCGGGUGGCGGCCGCGCGCGCCGCGCUCGCCAUCCGGCCCGACUGCGCGGCCGCGCUGCUGCUGCUGGCGGAGGAGGACGCGCCCACUGUGGCGGAGGCGGAGCGGGUGCUGAAGCGCGCGUGGCGCUGCGCGGAGGCGGCGUGGCGCGUGUCCAGCGGCGCCGGGGCGGCCAGCGCGGCCGGCUCGGCGGCCCGGGCUCGCAGGGACUUGCUGGUGCUGGCGCACGUGAAGCGGCGCUCGGGCAUGUGCCUGCGGCGCCUGGGCCGGCUGCGCGACGCCGCGCGCGUGUUCCGCGAGCUGGCGCGCGACGGGCCCGCGCCGCUGCACGCGCACGAGAACCUGCUCGAGGUGCUGCUCGAGCAGCGCCUGUACCUGGACGCGCAGGCGGUGGUGGCGCGCUACGACGACCCGUCGCUGCCGCCCUCGGCCGCCGUGCUGUACACGGCGGCGCUGCUGCGCGCGCGCGCCGCCGCGCUGGCGCCGCGGCCGCACGCGGAGCUGCAGGCCGUCGAGGCGAUCCGGCGCGCCGUCGAGUUCAACCCGCACGUGCCGGCCUACCUGCUCGAGCUGCGGCCGCUCACGCUGCCCCCCGAGCACGUGCUGCGGCGCGGCGACAGCGAGGCGCUCGCGUACGCGUUCUGCCACCUGGCGCACUGGCGGGCCUGCGAGGGCGCGCUGCGGCUGCUGCGCGCGGCGCACGAGGCGGGGCCGGCGCCGCCGCGCGCGCCCUGCCUGGACCGCGAGCUGCUGCCGGCGCACCACGCGGGCGCGGCGCGGCGCGCGCGGCCCCUCCUGCCCCUGCUGGGCGCGCUGUGCGCGUGCGCGGCGGCGGGCGGCGCGGGGCUGGCGCUGUGCGCCGCGCGCUGGCCGCACGCCGCCGCCGCGCUGGCGCCCGAUCACCUGCUGCGCCUGCUGCACGCCGUGUAG